Hevea brasiliensis (rubber tree) is the source of this 631-nucleotide messenger RNA. RefSeq names its product probable small nuclear ribonucleoprotein F. Gene Ontology annotation, biological process: spliceosomal snRNP assembly; mRNA splicing, via spliceosome. Gene Ontology annotation, cellular component: catalytic step 2 spliceosome; U1 snRNP. Gene Ontology annotation, molecular function: RNA binding. The transcript is spliced from 5 exons. The record is from RefSeq and is a predicted model, not a curated record. The coding region runs from base 151 to 417 and encodes 88 amino acids. Lineage: Eukaryota; Viridiplantae; Streptophyta; Magnoliopsida; Malpighiales; Euphorbiaceae.
UAGUACUAUAAAAGAGCUUCUAAGAUCUGAGUCCAUCAGCUGCUCCUUCAAACGCUUUGCUCAAGUGCUCGAGGAAGGAGUACCUGCCGCUCAAAUACGCAUUUCCCGCACCGCCCACUCUUGGCCUCUAUCUGCUCUCUCGCGCCCUCCAUGGCUACCAUACCAGUUAAUCCUAAGCCUUUCUUGAACAAUUUGACUGGCAAGACUGUUAUAGUCAAACUCAAGUGGGGAAUGGAAUACAAAGGUUUUCUUGCUUCCGUGGAUUCUUACAUGAACCUACAGCUAGGCAACACUGAAGAAUAUAUUGAUGGUCAAUUCACUGGAAAUUUGGGAGAGAUUUUGAUCAGAUGCAACAAUGUUCUGUAUCUUCGUGGUGUUCCAGAGGAUGAAGACAUAGAGGAUGCUGACCAUGACUGAGGAAUGGACUUACAGUCGUUGAAUUAUAUAACUGUAAUCCCAUGUGAAAUCUUUACUUGGUUAAAAUGUUAUGUUCAACGCAUGGACGCGAGUGAUGGCUUGAUUGUUUAGUCAUGUCGUAAUAUUACUAGUUAAUUUUUGUAUCUCAUUUCAAGACCGUCAAGGCUAUUUUCAAUCAACUUUAAAAUAGAUGGAAUAUCUAUUAGCACUUUCA